AUGUACGAUAAUCGUAUGGCUGCAAGCAUGGAGACCAGUCUUGAGUUCAUCGUUUUUCAGCACACAGUACUCUCCACCAAUGUCCAGGUCCGUAACUACACAAAAUGCAGAUUACCUAGGUGUAGAGAAGUCAUAAUCCAAACCGAUGACUCUUACCUAAAAAUUGCACGACGUCUCGAUGAAUACCGAACGAACCACACCCAGUUCCUUCCUGUCGUCGCUGCAUCCCCACUUGAUUCCCGGGAUAUUGAGCCAUUCAAGACCGACCGACCAUCGGAGCAUCGUGGUUUCUUCUAUGAUCCAAAAGCCCUACAAAGGCGACGAUCUUCCAUCAAAAAAGUGCGAAGACCCAACUAUAAGAGCAACAAUGCCGAAGCUCAAACUGGUUCUUCAAUGGAGCAGGAGCAAUUGGAACCAUUAUUGAAGAAAAUAAAAUCUUAUGUUGAAGAGCUGCCGGCUUAA
This is a messenger RNA of Cylicostephanus goldi, 462 nucleotides long. NCBI's taxonomy places the organism in Eukaryota, Metazoa, Nematoda, Chromadorea, Rhabditida, Strongylidae. The record is from the annotation of a GenBank genome assembly.